GCGGCCCCUCCGCGCCGGCCCCUCCGCGCCCUCCUCCUCCCCCCUGCUCUCCGUCGCCCGGCCCUUAUGGCAGCCGCUCCCCGCCCCGCCGCCGCCCGCACCCCCGCUCCUCCCCGCCGGGCUCCGCCGUUUGCCCCAGCAUCACACCCGAGCUCGGCAGCCGCUCGCUGACCCGCUGCCGGUCGGGGCCCCCGGGAUGCCCAGCGGUCCCGCUCCCCGUCCUUGCUGCCGCCCGCCGCGCCGCCCGGGGGGCACACCGGAGAGUUGAGUUAGGAAGUCAUGGUGCCCUGGGAGCCCUCCCCGCCCCGGCAGUGCGGCGGCUGGACGCUCUGCGACUGCUGCUGCUGGCUGCUGCUGCCCGCCGUGCUGCUCGUCCUCGCCCGCCCCGACAAGCUGGCGGCCUUCCCUACCUCCUUAAGCGACUGCCAGACGCCCACCGGUUGGAACUGCUCCGGUUACGAUGACAGAGAAAAUGAUCUCUUUCUCUGCGACACCAAUACCUGUAAAUUCGAUGGGGAGUGUUUAAGAAUUGGAGACAGUGUGACUUGUGUCUGUCAGUUCAAGUGUAACAAUGACUACGUGCCCGUGUGUGGCUCCAAUGGUGACACUUACCAGAACGAAUGCUACUUGAAACAGGCUGCCUGCAAACAGCAGAGCGAGAUCCUCCUCGUGUCAGAAGGAUCGUGUGCCACCGAUGCUGGUUCAGGAUCUGGGGAUGGAGUCAAUGAAGGCUCAGGUGAAACCAGUCAAAAAGAGACAUCGACCUGUGACAUUUGCCAGUUUGGGGCGGAGUGUGACGAAGACGCAGAGGAUGUUUGGUGCGUGUGCAACAUUGACUGUUCUCAAACCAACUUCAAUCCUCUCUGUGCUUCCGAUGGGAAAUCUUAUGAUAAUGCAUGUCAAAUCAAAGAGGCAUCAUGCCAGAAACAGGAGAAAAUUGAAGUCAUGUCUUUGGGUCGAUGUCAAGAUAAUACCACAACAACUACAAAAUCUGAAGAUGGGCAUUACGCAAGAACAGAUUACGCAGAGAAUGCAAAUAAACUGGAAGAAAGUGCAAGAGGGAUCUACAUCCCUUGUCCAGAGCAUUACAAUGGCUUCUGCAUGCACGGCAAGUGUGAGCACUCCACUAACAUGCUGGAACCGUCUUGCAGAUGUGAUGCUGGCUACACUGGACAACACUGUGAAAAAAAGGACUACAGCGUUCUGUACGUGGUUCCAGGCCCAGUGCGAUUUCAGUAUGUCUUAAUAGCAGCUGUGAUUGGAACCAUCCAGAUUGCCAUCAUCUGCGUCGUAGUCCUCUGCAUUACAAGGAAAUGUCCCAGAAGCAACAGAAUCCACAGACAGAAGCAGAACACAGGGCACUACAGUUCAGACAACACGACGAGAGCAUCGACAAGUUCUAGUGGCAAUUUUGAGUCUACUGAACUCAGUAGUAGGGUUUUGAGUUGGUCCAAGAUCAGCGACAAUUAUGGAUGUGGGAAAGGUGAAGAAUAAUUUAACCUACAUUGAGAAGGGAUAAAAUAUUUCAGAUCCGGAGUCAACUACAUACCAUCAGCCGCCUCCUCCCGUGCCAUCUCUCUUUACUGCCCUCCCCCCCAUAGCUUAGGAAGUCCUUUGCUUUCUAAAUUAAAACCCUAACGAAGGGGAAAUGGAAAUUCUCGGUAACUGCAGCCAGAGCAUCCGGGGGUAACGUUUCAGUCUGGGAGGGAAUCGGGUGGCUGGCAAGGUGAACCCUACAAGAACACUUAGCAGAGUCUCCAACUCUGGUCACUGGAGUGAGAGAAAAUUGCUUCUUACUGCUGAUUGAAAAUUAUUAGGUUAAAAAAGUUAAUAACAUAAUAACAGCCGAAAUGCCAGCACCAUUUGUACCUCAUGAACAUGCUGAUAGAGAUUAUUUUUUUGUGUGGUCCAAGAGAAGGUGAAAACCACUCAGAAAAUCCCAGACAAAUAACUUUGUGGGUGACCUAGUUCUAUUAAAUGUAAUGAACUCCAAUGUUGGCUAUACCUGAGGAAAAUAAGAGCAUGUGUUUUGUCACAUCCACAUGAUGGACAAGAGGCAAAGUUAUUUUCAUGGUAGCUGAACCUCUCCAAAUGUAAUAGAAGCUUCUUUCAAAAAGUUAAUACUGCUCCAGGUAGUGCUCUGAAUUUUGAAGAUGACAAAGUGAGACUGAAGGGCAGAGGGUGGUAGCUUCACUCCUGCUGCAUAACCUCACCUCCACUAAUUGACGACCAAAGUCCCAGUCACACUAAAUAACAUCACUGAACUAACACACA
Dryobates pubescens (Downy woodpecker) is the source of this 2274-nucleotide messenger RNA. RefSeq names its product transmembrane protein with EGF like and two follistatin like domains 2 (gene TMEFF2). The transcript is spliced from 11 exons. Gene Ontology annotation, molecular function: protein binding. Lineage: Eukaryota; Metazoa; Chordata; Aves; Piciformes; Picidae. Bases 280 to 1494 code for a protein of 404 amino acids. The record is from RefSeq and is a predicted model, not a curated record.